Messenger RNA from Staurois parvus, 1347 nucleotides. NCBI's taxonomy places the organism in Eukaryota, Metazoa, Chordata, Amphibia, Anura, Ranidae. The record is from the annotation of a GenBank genome assembly.
GACGAGAUGUUGUGUAAGACGGCGAUACGGAGGCUGCUGGCGGCUGGAGGGUGCGGGAGAGUCCCGGCCGCCAGAGCCAGCCGUGAGGCGAGGACAGCAGACUGGCGUGAUAGAAUGUCCAAAGAGGAUUCAGAGCUCAGACCACUGUACAUGGAUGUUCAAGCAACAACCCCAAUGGAUCCCAGGGUACUAGACCGUAUGUUGCCUUACUUGGUGAAUUACUAUGGAAACCCUCAUUCAAGAACCCAUGCGUACGGCUGGGAGAGUGAGAAGGCUAUGGAGAAAGGACGAGAGCAAGUGGCAAACCUGAUUGGAGCAGAUCCAAGGGAGAUUGUUUUCACAAGCGGGGCCACCGAAGCAAACAAUAUUGCUGUAAAGGGAGUAGCCAGAUUCUACAAGUCCCGCAAGAAACACAUCAUCAUCACCACUCAGACCGAGCAUAAGUGUGUCCUGGAUUCAUGUCGCUCAUUAGAAGCAGAAGGAUUUCAGGUCACUUACCUUCCUGUUCAAAGGAACGGCCUAGUGGACUUAAAGGUUCUAGAAGAGGCCAUCCGACCGGACACUAGUCUAGUAUCUGUUAUGGCUGUGAACAAUGAGAUAGGAGUGAAACAGCCUAUAGCAGACAUAGGGCAUAUCUGCAGUUCCAGAAAAGUCUUCUUUCACACUGAUGCGGCACAGGCUGUCGGCAAGAUUCCACUGAAUGUGAACCAAAUGAAGAUUGAUCUGAUGAGUUUGAGUGGUCAUAAAAUCUAUGGCCCAAAAGGCGUAGGAGCAAUUUAUGUUCGCCGGCGACCUAGAGUACGAGUGGAGGCCUUGAUGAGCGGUGGAGGUCAGGAGAGGGGCCUGAGAUCUGGUACAGUUCCAACUCCGCUUACUGUGGGACUUGGGGCAGCCUGUGAGAUAUCUCAGCAGGAGUUACAGUACGACCACAAAAGAAUCGGCUACCUGGCAGAUCGCUUGAUUAAGAAUAUAAUGCAUAAUAUUCCUGAGGUUGUGUUGAAUGGAGACCCUGAGCAGCGUUACCCAGGCUGUAUAAACCUUUCAUUUGCCUAUGUGGAGGGGGAGAGUUUAUUGAUGGCAUUGAAAGAUGUUGCACUAUCUUCUGGAAGCGCUUGCACUUCGGCAUCACUAGAGCCAUCUUAUGUCUUGAGAGCUAUAGGAGCAGAUGAGGACCUCGCUCACUCCUCUAUCAGGUUUGGUAUUGGACGAUUCACAACAGAGGAAGAGGUUGACUUUACUGUUGGGAAAUGCAUCCAGGAGGUGAAACGGCUCAGAGAAAUGAGCCCAUUGUGGGAGAUGGUGCAAGAUGGGAUCGAUCUGAAAAGCAUCCAAUGGACCCAGCACUGA